Messenger RNA from Drosophila bipectinata, 566 nucleotides. It is a transcript of the gene Det, whose product is annotated as baculoviral IAP repeat containing deterin. The record is from RefSeq and is a predicted model, not a curated record. Lineage: Eukaryota; Metazoa; Arthropoda; Insecta; Diptera; Drosophilidae.
AUUUAACUCAAAGAAAUGGCCAACGAUAUUGUAGCGAGUCUUGAUAACAAUAAGCUGGAGGCCUUCCGAAACCUAAACCUUCUCGAGCAGCAUCGCAUCGAUAGCUUCAAGGAUUGGCCAUUUCCCGAGCAAUCUACGUGCAGCAUUUCAAAGAUGGCCGAAGCUGGGUUUUAUUGGACUGGCACGAAGAGGGAGAACGACACAGCCACCUGCUUUGUUUGCGGAAAGACGCUUGAUGGCUGGGAAUCCGAGGAUGACCCGUGGUCGGAGCACCGCAAACACGCUCCACAGUGCGAGUUCGUCAAGAUGGGCACGGCCGAAAAGGACUUGUCCAUUUCUCAAUUCCUCCUGAUCCUGGGCACCGUCGUCAAGGGAAAUAUUCAGAAAAGCUGCAAGACAUUUAAACAAAAGUUUAUACGAGACAACGAGGACCGCAAGGAGGAGUUUGUGCAUCCGUUGAAAUAGCCCGCAUAUAUUUUUAUUUGAACAAUUACCACUACAUAGGUGACUAGAAUAAUAGUAAACAAAGCAAAAUUAAUAAAACUGGGUGGCAACGCCAACAAAAA